AUGAGAUCAAUACCAACGCGGUAUGUUACAGGAUUUGUCGCAAGAUUUCUCACCCACCCUCUCUCUCUCUCUCUCUCUCUCUCUCUCUCUUUAAUUGUAUUCCUUUUAUUACCCUCUAUCAACCUCUCACACCUAUUAUUCAUUCGCUCUUUUUCAUUCUCUCUCAUUUUUUCCAUCACCCUCUCAGAGCAUCUAUUAUACUCUCUCUCUCGCUUUUCUACUUUUUUUAUCAUUCCUGUCACCCCCUCGCAGCAUGUAUUAUCCUCUCUCUCUCUCGCCCUCAUUUUUAUUCUCACACAUUCUAUCUAUCGCCCUCUUACUGAAUCUAUUAUACACUCUCUCACUUUUCUCUUCUCGUUCAUUAUUUCUGUCACCCCCUCACAUCAUCUAUUAGACUCUCUCUCUCUUUCUCUCUCUCCCAGGUUCCCUCUCAUUUUUCUCGCCCUCUUACAGCAUCUGUUAUCCCCCUCUCUCUUUCGUUUUCUCUCAUUUUCUCUAUCAGAUUUUACAGUAUCUACCCCCCUCUCUCUCUCUCUCAUUUUCAUUCUCUUUCAUUAUUCCGUCACCCUCUCACAGCGUAUGUUAUACUCCCUCUCUUUAAUUUCUGUCUACGCUCUCGCACUUUCACACUCUCUAUUUCUCGCUAUCUUAUUUUCUCUAUUUCUCUGUUUGAUUUUCUCACUCGCUCUUUCUUUUUCGUUUGUUUUUUUUAUUUCCUUAUUAUCUUUCUCUCUCUCUCUCUCAAACACACACAGACGCACAUUCCCUUCUCUUUCUUAUUUAUAG
This is a messenger RNA of Acanthosepion pharaonis, 786 nucleotides long. The record is from the annotation of a GenBank genome assembly. Lineage: Eukaryota; Metazoa; Mollusca; Cephalopoda; Sepiida; Sepiidae.